Messenger RNA from Anguilla rostrata (American eel), 7642 nucleotides. Its product is annotated as NACHT, LRR and PYD domains-containing protein 12-like. The transcript has 14 exons. Gene Ontology annotation, biological process: intracellular signal transduction. Gene Ontology annotation, molecular function: protein binding. The record is from RefSeq and is a predicted model, not a curated record. NCBI's taxonomy places the organism in Eukaryota, Metazoa, Chordata, Actinopteri, Anguilliformes, Anguillidae. Bases 188 to 4063 code for a protein of 1291 amino acids.
UUAACGGCCAUUUUAAAAACGGAGGAGAAAGAAUCCCUAGGAAAGAAGGAAUUAAAUUAAAUAUUAAAAACGGAGUGAACAGUCUGUUGUGGAGUGGAACUGAGGUCUGCCGAUUUGGGUCAGAACCCACUUGUGAAUCUGAUCUGGUGUGUUCAGGUGUCCUGAGACAGGGGGCGCUGUUUCAAAAAUGAGUUCCUCAGAGGAGACCGAGACUAACGAUGGAACCCACGGCCCUGUGAGAAAGAGGGUUCGGGUAGAGAGGACAGGGUCACCUGUACCCAGCUGUCUGUCUGUGAAGAGUGAUCAUUCAAUGGAUCGUCCAAUCCACUUCAGAGGACAGUUCACAGGUGAUCGAAGGGUUCGGGUAGAGAGGACAGGGUCACCUGUACCCAGCUGUCUGUCUGUGAAGAGUGAUCAUUCAAUGGAUCGUCCAAUCCACUUCAGAGGACAGUUCACAGGUGAUCGAAGGGUCCAGGUUGGUUGGGCUGGGUCACCUGUACCCAGCUGUCUGCCUAUGAAGAGUGACCGUUCAAUGCAUCAUCCAAUGUACUUCAGUGGAGAGUUCACAGGUGAUCAAAGGAUCCACUGCUCACAGGUGUCCAACCAUAUUGUAGAGAGGAGUUCCGAGAAACGGUUCUCAAAACAGCUGACCAGCAGCCCUGUGAAGCAGAAGGAUCUCGCUGACACACUGGAGAGAGAUGAGCAGCACAAUAAAUCCAUAGAAAGAGCCCAGCAGGCAAUGAAAACUGCUCUGAAGAAGAAGUGUGAACACAUAUUUGAAGGUUUAGCAAAGCAGGCCAACCCAACCCUCCUCAAUGAGAUCUAUACAGAGCUCUACAUCACAGAGGGGGGAAGUGGGGGGGUCAAUGAUGAACACGAGGUCAGACAGAUUGAGAUAGCAUCCAAGAGACACACCACACAAGAGACUGCAAUCCUCUGCAAUGACAUCUUUAAGCCUUUACCUGGACAAGAGAAACCCAUCAGAACUGUGCUUACAAAGGGCAUCGCUGGCAUUGGGAAAACCGUCUCUGUGCAGAAGUUCAUUCUGGACUGGGCAGAUGGAAAAGCCAAUCAGGACAUUGAUUUCAUCUUCACUCUUCCUUUCCGAGAUCUGAAUCUGAAAAAGGAGAGAGGAUUCAGUCUGAUGCAACUUCUGCAGCACUACUUUCCACAACUGAAAGAGAUCAAGAGUAUUGAAGGCGAUAAAGUGAAAAUUGUAUUUAUCUUUGAUGGUCUGGAUGAGUGUCGACUUCCUCUAGAUUUCCAAUGCAAUAAGAUCUGCUGUGAUAUAACAGAGUCAUCAUCAGUUGAUGUGCUGCUGACCAACCUCAUUCUGGGGAAUCUGCUUCCCUCUGCUCUCCUCUGGAUCACCUCCCGACCAGCAGCAGCCAAUCAGGUCCCUCCUGAGUGCGUCCACCAGGUGACAGAGGUACGAGGGUUCAAUGACCCAGAGAAGGAGGAAUACUUUAGGAAGAGAAUCAGAGAUAAGAAAAAGGCCAGCAGAAUUAUCUCACACACAAAGUCAUCCAGGAGUCUGCACAUCAUGUGUCACAUACCAGUCUUCUGCUGGAUUUCUGCUACUGUUCUGGAGACAAUGUUGGAUAAAGUGAGUGGAGACCUGCCCAAAACUCUGACUGAAAUGUACACACACUUCCUGCUCAUUCAGACUAAUGUGAAGAAUGAGAAGUAUCCUGGCACCAAUGAGACAACCCCAAAGAAAAUGUCAGCAUCAAAUACAGAAAUCAUCCUGAAACUGGGGCAGCUGGCUUUACUACAGCUGGAAAGGGGCAAUCUGAUAUUCUAUGAAGAGGACCUGAGAGAGAUGGGCAUUGAUGUCAGUGAAGCUUCAGUGUACUCUGGGGUGUGCACAGAGAUCUUUAAAGAGGAGUGUGGGUUGGGUGAGGAGAAGGUCUACUGCUUUGUGCAUCUGAGCAUUCAGGAGUAUCUGGCUGCCUUGUUUGUGUUUCAUUCAUGUGUGAAUGAGAACAGAAAUGUACUCAGAGCAGAACAAUCAAAACCUCGCAGACGCAGAGUCAGAGUGCAGCUGUCUGAGUUACACAGGACUGCAGUGGAUCAGGCCUUAGAGAGUAAGAAUGGACACCUGGACCUUUUCCUCAGAUUCCUUCUAGGCCUCUCUCUGGACUCCAUUCAGACUCUAUUAGGAGGAAUACUGACAAAGACAGGAAGCAGAUCACCUGUACCAGAUUGGAUAAAAGCACUAUAUAAAUACAGUCCUUUUACCAUUUACCAUUUAGAUCCACAGACACAGACAGGAAGCAGAUCAAAGAGCAUUGAGAAAACAGUAUUAUACAUAAAGGAGAGGAUCAAAAAAGAAUCUUCAGCAGAGAGGACCAUAAAUCUGUUCCACUGUCUCAAUGAACUGAAUGACAACUCUCUAGUGGAGGAAAUCAAGAAUUUCCAGAGAUCAGGAAAACUCUCUAAUGAAAAGCUGGAACCACACCAAUGUUCAGCCCUGGCCUUUAUGUUACUGAUGUCAGAGGAGAUCCUAGAUGAGUUUGACUUGAAGACCUACAAAACAUCAGCAGCAGGUCAUCAGAGACUGCUACCAGUAGUCGGGAACUGCAGGAAGGCCAUACUGAACAGCUGUGGUCUCACAGAGAAGUCCUGUGAAAUUGUGGCCUAUGCUCUUCAGUCAUCACACUCACCCCUGAGAGAUCUGGACCUCAGCAACAAUAUCCUGGGAGAUUCAGGAGUGAAGCUGCUCUGUGCUGGACUGAUGAGUCCAGACUGUAAACUACAGAGACUGGACCUCAGCUACAAUAACCUGGGAAAUUCAGGAGUGAAGCUGCUCUGUGCUGGACUGAUGAGUCCAGACUGUAAACUGCAGAGACUGGGGCUGAACAGCUGUGGCCUCACAGAGAAGUCCUGUGAAAUUGUGGCCCCUGCUCUCCUGUCAUCAAACUCACCCCUGAGAGAUCUGGACCUCAGCAACAAUAACCUGGGAGAUUCAGGAGUGAAGCUGCUCUGUGCUGGACUGAUGAGUCCAAACUGUAAACUACAGACACUGGGGCUGGGUUGGUGUAAUCUCACAGAUGGCUGCUGUGAUGUUCUGGCCUCAGUCCUGCGCUCUCCUCACUCAGAGCUGAGAGAUCUGGAGCUCAGAGACAAUGAGCUGCAGGAUUCAGGAGUGAGAGCGCUCUCUGCUGGACUGGAGGACCCACACUGUAAAGUGCAGAGACUGGGGCUGUCAGGCUGCAGAGUCACACAGAGAGGCUGUGAUUCUCUGGCUUCAUCUCUGUGUUCAAACCCCUCACACCUGAGAGAGCUGGACCUGAGAUACAAUCACCCAGGAGACUCAGGAGUGAGAGCGCUGUCAGCUGCUAAACUGGACACACUCACACUGCUUGUGGACCAUGGAGGAGAGAACAGGACCAAACCAGGACCCAGGAAAUACGGCUGUCAGCUCACACUGGAUCGAAACACAGCGCACAGAUUCCUGUCUCUGUCUGAGGGGAACAGGAGGGUGACAGACACACCGGGGAGAUGGGAGCCAUAUCCUGAUCAUCCAGAGAGAUUUGAGGGCUGGCCCCAGGUUGUGUGCAGAGAGAGUGUGUGUGAGCGCUGUUACUGGGAGGCUGAGUUCAGUGUGUCUGAGAGGGACGGAUGGGUUGAUAUAGCAGUGACAGAUAAAGGAAUCAGCAGGAAAGGAGGGGGUCAUGACUGUGAGUUUGGAGGGAAUAAAAACUCCUGGAGUCUGAGCUGCUUUAAGCACGGUGACUCUGAUAAACUCAGAUACUCUGGUAAACUCAGUCACUCUGUCAGGCACAAUAAGAACGAAACACACAUACCUGCCCUCACCUCCCCCUACCGCAGAGCAGGAGUGUGUGAUGAUGAUGAUAAUGAUGAUGGUAGAGGAGUGUGUGUGUACAGGGUAGGAGUGUGUGUUGACCGUCCGGCCGGCACUCUGUCCUUCUACAGCGUCUCUGACUCUGACACACUGACCCUCCUGCACAGAUUCCACACACACUUCACUCAACACAAACCCCUCUGUGCUGGAUUUUAUGUGGAGUACUCCUCAGUAUCCCUCUGCCAACUGGAGUAGAGACACACACACGCGCACACACACGUGCGCAUACACACUCGCCUUACCAGUGCAAUUUCAGCUGUGCCCAAUAUUAUAUAUAUAUAUAUAUAUAACCUCAGUACAGCCUAACCCCUGUACAUAAGAGUAUUAUCUUUUAGCAGUUCAGGUUAAGCACUUGCUGUCUAAAUGUGAUUUUUUUUACAUUUUAAUACAUUCAUAUUGCAAAUGUUCAAGGUGUGUUUAUGUCCUUUUGAUUAUUAAAACAUUAAUAUAACAUUGAGAGUAAUAAUGCCAAAAGAUGGCAGGGUAAAAUGUUUUUGAAGUAAUAAUUCUAUCUCCUGUAUCUGCAUCUUUUUUAAAAGAAUCCAGUGGCAAACUCCUCCACUUAAAUGUGCAUUUUACUAGUUUUUACAGUUGCUUUCAUUCAUUUUCACAAGAGUUCCAAUGUGCAAAUUUCUGUGGGCAAAUGCAGCUGAUAGGGAGAAUGCAGAAUGAUCACUGCAGUGUACUUAUUUCCUUUCAUUACUGUAAACAAUGAUGGAUUGAGUUUCCUUAUUAAUUCUUUUAGGAUUUUUUUUUUUUUUUUGCUUUAAUUUUCAGUAUUUUCAGACAAUAAUAUGCAAUGAUUAAACCUGAAUUAUUAAAAUAUCAAAUGCUUUGCUGUUGUGAUUUAUUAUUGUGUGAUGUAUUGAACUCCUGUGACACAGUAGUACUUAUUUCAUAUUCUGCAUGGGAUUAUGUUUGGGCUCAAUUUGAGUAGAUCAGCAUGGGGCUAAAAUCUGCAGGUGAAGCAAUGACAUUCAUCUACAGUAGUGGAAAUAAAAUCCAUUAUAAGAGAAAUUGUGUAGUGUCUGAUGAAUGCUUGCUUCUGUUGCUGUAGUGUAACCACAACUCAAUACAUUUUGAAAAGGCACUGCUUGUCUAUUGAGCUGGUAUGUUUAUGUUACCUCUCAAAGAAAUGGUUUUCCUGUAGGUUUGAACCUGGAUCUGCUGCACAUCAGUUGAAUGGAUUAGACCACUAAGCCAAAACCAGGGCAGAAGUGUGGUUUGCAUGACAUCCAGUCUCUGAGAUGUUCCUUUGACCCUACAAUUUUUCUCAUUUUUUCAGAUGCAUUUCUGAUAUCUGCAGUCACACAUUACAAAUGCAUUACAGUAUGUUAUGAUUGCUUUGGCUCAAUGUGGAAAACUCAAUUUGCCAAACUGACCCUAAGACACAAAAUUCUUACCCUAAGACACUAAUUGCAGUACCUACCCACAACGUGCACAACUCUAAAUCACACUCAGUUUUCACAAUACAGUCGUCUCGUAUUAGUACAAUAUUCCAAUGCGUAUUGCUAGACAUGCAGAUUGUGAAAUGAAGUCAAGAUGUUUGCAAUUCUGUCUCAUCACUUACAUACUUUGAACAUACUUUGUCAUUGAUUUAUAAAUAUACCAGUAUAUCCUGGGCUUUCACUGAUGGUUUAAUUGUGGUACAUAUAGCAGUGGCCUGAUAUGCAUUCUAUGUUUGCAGUUUGCUUCUACCUGACUGCUUCCUCCCAGCAGAGAAACAAAGGGACACAACCCCCCAGCAGAGAAACAGAGGGGCACAACCCCCCCCCCCAGCAGGGAAACAGAGGGGCACAACCCCCCCCAGCAGAGAAACAGAGGGACACAACCCCCCAGCAGGGAAACAGAGGGACACAACCCCCCAGCAGAGAAACAGAGGGACACAACCCCCCAGCAGGGAAACAGAGGGACACAACCCCCCAGCAGAGAAACAGAGGGACACAACCCCCCAGCAGUGAAACAGAGGGACACAGAAGACUCUGGGUCAUCCCACCAUGGACAGCGCAGGAGAGGUAGCAGGUUUUAGCAGUUUGCUAAGGUGGUCUGGGAGGAUGGACAGCGUGGGAAAGUGUGGAGGACUGAUCGCUCAGUGGGUCAGACUGGUGGAAGAUACCACAAGCCAGGCUUAGCUUCCUGAUCAGGGCCAAUUAUGACACCCUGCUCCUUAUAUGGAGACGUGGUCUACUCGGGUGAAGGUGGUGCUCCUUAUAUGGAGACGUGGUCCACUCGGGCGAAGGUGGUGCUCCUUAUAUGGAGACGUGGUCCACUCGGGCGAAGGUGGUGCUCCUUAUAUGGAGACGUGGUCCUCUUGGGUGAAGGUGGUGCUCCUUAUAUGGAGACGUGGUCCACUCGGGCGAAGGUGGUGCUCCUUAUAUGUGUCGGGUUUUGCGGGUGAGGACCCAGGUGCGGAGUGAGAAAAACCUCAGGUUGCAUCAAAACAGAAAUUCAAACCAAGACUUUAAUAUAAAAAAAGGAAAACAGAACAAAGAGCCACGAGGGGCAUAUAACAAAAACUAAAAAAUACAAAAAAAACUUCUGGACAAAACAGAACUUCACAAAGUACAGAAAACAAAUGGCAGAAGCACAGGCAGAGACAAAGGCAGAAACGCACAGAAACACACAGGUGGAAACACAAGCAGGUCAAAACACAGGCAGGCAGAAACACACAUGAAACGCAAGGAAACAGCACCCGAGUCAGGGAACAAAGAACUUAAAUAGACAAGGGUAACAAGACAUAGGUGAACUCAAAGAACAAUCAAACCAGAAAGGGAGGGGAUGACAAGACACUGGUGGGAACAAUAGAAUAAUGAAAACCAAUAAUACAAUUAACACAGGAAGGGAGAACGAACUGAAACACAAAACUGAAGUGCCGCCAUCUGGCGGCCAAAAGGGGAAAAACAGAAACAGAAAAAGCAGAACCAUGACAAUAUGGACACGUGGUCUACUCGGGCGAAGGUGAUGCUCCUUAUAUGGAGACGUGUUCUACUCGGGCGAAGGUGGUGCUCCUUAUAUGGAAACGUGUUCUACUUGGGCGAAGGUGGUGCUCCUUAUAUGGAGAUGUGGUCCUCUCGGGUGAAGGUGGUGCUCCUUAUGGAGCUCACCCUCCCAUGGGAGGAGGGGGCAGAAGCAGCCUAUGAGCGGAAACGCCUGAAGUACUCCGACCUGGCAGCGGAGUGUGAGAGUGUAAGGAGUGUAAGGAGGUCGGUUAGAGAGCGACAGUAUAUCCAGUGGAGGUGGGACGCUGGGGGUUUACCCGCCAGUCAGUGCUCUACCUUCUGGAGAACACGGGCAUGGCAGGGGCAAGGCUGAGGAGGGCAGCUAGAGGGCUGGCCGAGGAAGCAGAGAAGGGGGGCUGGCGCAGAGGGGGGGAGGGAGAGUCGGAAAAUACCCACUGCACCCAAAACAAGCAGAGGGUGGCAGCUGGCCAUCUGGAUCAGUUUGAGCCUCUUUGUGUCCCUGGAGUAGAGGCUCCCAGCCCAGCACACACAGGUGUAGAACAGGACACCGGCCACAAUGAUCUGGUAGAACAUGGCCAGCAUCCUGCUACACACACCGAAGGAGCGUAGCCUCCCCAGAAAGAAAAGCCUUCAGUCUAGUAGGGCCUCCAAAGACACAAACCACAGUAUCAAACCAUCUAUAUAUAUGAUCAGGUGAACAUGGUGUAUAUGUGUUUGUGUGUGUGUGCAUAUUGUGCAUGUGCGUGCGUGUGUGUGUAUUGAUGCGCUGUGUACGUGCUCUGUGUGUACAAUAAAAAUGAGCAUCUUCAGUGCA